This is a messenger RNA of Olea europaea var. sylvestris, 855 nucleotides long. Its product is annotated as EPIDERMAL PATTERNING FACTOR-like protein 2. The record is from RefSeq and is a predicted model, not a curated record. Lineage: Eukaryota; Viridiplantae; Streptophyta; Magnoliopsida; Lamiales; Oleaceae. The coding region runs from base 275 to 637 and encodes 120 amino acids. The transcript is spliced from 3 exons. Gene Ontology annotation, biological process: guard cell differentiation; stomatal complex development.
UUAAUCCUUUCAUUUACUGUCUUUUUCUUUUAUUUGCAGCUGUCUUUCUGUGUUACGUCUCUUUUUCUGCUGCCUUUUAUAGCAACUACUCUUCCCUUUCGGCCACUCUCUCAACUUCUUUUCUUUCUUCAUCUUUUGCAGCAUUCCCUUUCUAUCUUAAUUCCAUCAUAUUCAUACUACUAAAACAUUGAUUCAAACCGGCUUAAUUCUGUAUUUGUUGCUUUUUCACUUUCACAGCUACAACUUAUAACUUUCUUGUUCAAGUUUAAAUUCAAUGGCCAAGAAAUUUAUACAUCAGACAAAAAGUAGACAUCUAAUCAUUUUUCUGCACUUUCUACUCAUUUCAAGCUUAGCCCCCCUCAAAUUCAUGGCUCAAGGAAGAGUACUGAUGCACAAGCCUGAUAGUGAAACUACUCAGGGACAGGGAAGAAAUGGAGAGAGGUUAAUAAUGAUAGGAUCAAGACCACCAAGAUGUGAUAAAAAUUGUGUGGCAAUUCAGGUGCCUAUUGUCCCCAGCAUAAAGAAAACAAGUACUGCUCAAUAUUUAUCCACGCAAUAUUCAAGAGGUGAUGACAUUUCAAACUACAAACCCAUUUGUUGGAAGUGCAAGUGUGGCAACUUCAUCUUCGACCCUUGAACAAGUACUUCUUUUGGAUUCUUAAAUUUUCGAUCUUUCUCACUUGCUCCAACGGAACAGCGGUUUCACAACGAAGGAUUCUCGAAAAAGUUAAGGAUAAGUAGUCUUUUUUAGAAUUCGAAUGGAUUCAGUCCAUGUGUAAUCUGGGAAUCCCAGUCAUCAUUUGUACAGAAGUACUCUAUUUUCCUGCUAUAUUAGUUUUUGUUAUUAUGCAUUAA